CAAAUACAAAAUGAUAAAAACAUCAAAAUUCCUUAAAACGAUUUUUAUAUUGCAAUACCUAUGUGGAUUUUACACCGAUUUUUUUAAAAAAAGAAAGUGGAACACUGUUUUUCGGAUUAUUAUGGCAAUUUUGAUUGUUAAUGUUUUAUACGGUAGAUUGAAAAGCAUGCAACAGCAAAUAAACUUUUAUUUAUUUUCAAUAGACUUGUUUAAUCUUAUAGAUUAUUCUCUAGCUGUAAUAUUGUCAUUAGUGGGUGGUAAUGUCCUACAUUAUUGUCAUAGAAAAUUGCGUAAGUUGGAGUGUCAAAUGAGAUGGCGUAAAAUCAAACUAUCAAUGUCUAUAACUGUUUCUGUCUUUUUGAUACUUUUGUUUAAGAAAUCCUUUAUUGGAUGGAGUUAUUAUAUCGGUUUUAAACAGCGUUUCUCGUUGGAUUUUAAUAGUAAAUAUAUAGUUUGUUUUAUUACAUGGUAUUUGGUUACAUUCGGAAUUAUUUUUAAUGAUUUCAUUCGAAACUUGACAUUUGAAUGGAUAUGGAUCUAUAUGAGAACUUUGAGGAUGACAUUCCAAGAUAAAUCAUUUAAGGGAAAAAAACUUUCUUAA
This is a messenger RNA of Pieris napi, 601 nucleotides long. RefSeq lists its product as uncharacterized. The coding region runs from base 11 to 601 and encodes 196 amino acids. The record is from RefSeq and is a predicted model, not a curated record. The transcript has 2 exons. NCBI's taxonomy places the organism in Eukaryota, Metazoa, Arthropoda, Insecta, Lepidoptera, Pieridae.